AUGGAUUCCCCCACGGAUCUUUUCGAUGAUUCUGCUUCUCAGAUUCAUUCUUUCGCUCCUGCUCUCAACUCCUCAGAUCUCCCCGGAGUUCAUCCUCAGGCCGGUCGCCCUCCUCCGGCCUUUAGACCCCCCGGCUUCCCCCUCAUCCACCACCUCCUGCAGCCGGGCGGAGGCCACAGGAGGAUCGGAGGGCUGCUCAACACAACCCUGAGCUCGCACAGACACCUGGAAGAUAGGAAUCUGGACGAAGACGAAGGAGAGAGGGAUGAACAGGUGGAGCAAGGGAUGGACGGAGGAGUGGAGGGAGUGAUGGAGGGAGAGGAGAACCUGCUGGGGGUGAAGAAGAGGCACAGCGAUGCCGCUCUCACGGCAGAGUGGAGUCAAGAUGUCCUGAAAGUGAAGAGGAUGAAGCUGGAGGGCCGACAGAGGGAUGGAGAGGCGGAGGAGGGAGGCAAGAGGCGUGAGGGAGGGAGGGCUGGGAGGAGGAGAGAGAGGGAAGAGCUGAAGGAGCAGCUGGAGGAGGCCAGAGAGAGACUGCAGGCGCUGCAGGAGAAAGUGUGGAGGGCGUUCGGGGAGAAGCACAUGGCCGACGAGGAGAAGAAGAGGAAGCGCGGCAACAGAAACAGCGGCGGAGGUGAUGGAGAUGUGGGGAUGCUGGAGGAGGAGGACAUCGCAGAAGGGAUGUACGAUGAGGAGGACAUCGAUGGUGGAGAGAUGGAAAAGGAGUCUUUCUCUCUUCUCUCCGCUUCGCCGUUCGACAACUUCCACAAACGCAAAGAAGAAAAAGACAGAGAGGGGAGGGUGGAGAGAGGAAGAGGAGGUGGAGGAGGAGGAGGAGGAGGGCUGCAUCUGGAGGGCCUGAUGGAGGGAUCAGGGUUGUGGUUGGACUGCGGGGGGCUGGUGAGGGGAGACUGGGAUGGAGGGAUGGAAGACGAGGGCGAGGAAGGAGGGCAGAAGUUUGCUCAGGCGCUGAAGCUGGAGCUGGGCAGCGCCGUGGCCCGAGUCAUCGACCGAGUCCUCCGCCUCUACACCGAGAUGACAGACUUCACUCCUUCCUCCCCGCCGGCCGCCAUCUCCUUCCUCCCGUCCGAUGCGGGAAACGACGGGGGGAAGGAGAGGGGAGUGUGGAUGGGGCUGCUGACGAGAGGAAGGCGGGAGGAAACGGCGAAAGGGAAGGAGGACAAAACCGGAGGGCAGGACGGGGAGCGAGAGAAGCACCUCCAGAAGAUGAGCAACGGGAGCUCGCUGCCUCCUGGACCGCCUCAUCGCGCCGAGCCGCCCGAUCUGGGAAUGCCAUUGGCCGUGCAGAGGUCACCUGACACUCGAAAGGCCUACCCCCUCCUCGGCCCCCCUCUCUCGGCUCACCUCAAUCCCUCUCACCCAAACCUCACCCUGCAUCACCCCUCCUUGCCUCGCCCUCCUCCUCUCUCCCACCCUCCCCUCCUACCUCCAGCUUCACAACCCAAGGACCCCUCCUCCACGUCCUUCCACCCAUCUUCAUCCUCCUCCUCUUCCUCCUCCUCUUCCUUCCCCGCUCCUCCCCCUCCGCCUCCCCCGCCACCGCCUCUCCCUCUCCCGUUGCUGCACUAUUCAAUGCAGCAGCUCUUCUCUCGUUCGCUCCACCACCCUCAGCUCCCCCACCUCCCGCCGUCCCGCAAGGACUAUUUGAACUCCGACCCUUUCCUGGAGUUCUCGUCUCACCCCUCGUCUCACCCGUCCUUCCCCCCGCUCCCCCUGCUCGGUCACCUGGACCCGUCGCUUGUUCGCCACGGAGGCCGAGAGAGGGAGAGAGGGAUGAGGGGAGACGGGGGCAUGAGAGGAGGCGGAGGGAUGGACGGGGGAGAGCUCUACCUGACAGCUGGGGGGACCCAAGAGGGUUUGUCUCCCUGCCAUCUGAAGAAGGCCAAGCUCAUGUUCUUCUACACGAGAUACCCCAGCUCCAACACUCUGAAGACGUACUUCCCUGAUGUCAAGUUUAACCGCUGUGUGACCUCCCAGAUGAUUAAAUGGUUCAGUAACUUCAGAGAGUUCUUCUACAUCCAGAUGGAGCGCUUCGCACGCCAGGCUGUCCGAGAGGCCCUCACCCGGGACGGUGCGCCUCGUCUGGGCCGAGAGAGUCAGCUGCGAGUGGGCCGCGACACGGAGCUCUACCGCAUACUGAACAUGCACUACAACAAGAGCAACAUCUACCAGGUUCCAGAGAGGUUCAUCGAGGUGUCCGAGGUGGCUCUGAGAGAGUUCUACUCCGCCAUCUGGACCGGGAGGGACAGCGACCCCUGCUGGAAGAAAGGCAUCUACAAAAUCAUCUGCAAACUGGACAGUCCUCUCCCGGAUGCGUUCCGGCUGCCCGGCUGUCCGGUCGGCUGAACGGCUCACACACAAAAAAAAAAUGCAUGCGAUUUUACUAAAAACAACAAAAAAACAAAACAGAAGGGAGAUUUAUCAAAGCAUUCAUCAACUGUGAGAACUGCUACGAGGUUCGCUUCUACAACCCCAUUCACAUCCGAGAGAGAAAAAAUAAAACUCCUCCUGGCAUACUGUGCAGAGGAAGACACAUAACAUACAUGCUUAAACCGACACGCACUGGCGCUCCGUCAUGGGAGUCCUGUGACCGGAACAUUGAAUUGCAAAACAUUCCUCGGCAGUCAGUUGACUUGUGCUUUUUACAGGUUGAAAAUAACGAGGUGCUGCAGCUACAGAGACUGUUUCUUUUUUUUUUGUUAACGACGUCACGGGAGUAUGCAUAGCUGCCGCCGCGUGGUUGUUGCAUUUUGCAGAUGAAAAAAAAUAUAUGCAUUCCCUGACAAUCCCACCCUGUAAAUUCCACCACAUAAACGCUACUCUAUGCAUCCGCUCAGUGAUUUAGAUGUGCUGCCGGGCGCUCGCCGUGUAAAUGUUUCCAAGACAAAGCCUGAGUGCACACCGAGUUUGCGAGGUCGCCCUUCGUCGCCUCCGAGCAAAAGAGCAGAAAAAAAAUUCCAGCUUCCAACAUUUUUUUUUUUUUUGGAAAAAGAUAAUCUUGCACAAACAACACAAUGACACCCAAACAUUUCAGUGCUGCUCCGGUGUUCAUUGUCACACAUUCAAUAUGAUUGUUUGCUCGAUAUUACCUUUUAUCGUUGCCUUGUGUGUGUGUGUGUGUGUGUGUGUGUGGGCUUCGGGAUGCUUUUUUUUUUUUCUUUUUUAAAAAAUUUCCUCCAACAUCCAAUCAGAUUUUUUGCAACCAGGCUAGAAAAUCUUGAACAAAAACAAUCGUCCGUAGUGUAUUUGUAAGAUUUCUGGUCACGUAUUUUCCAACCAGUGGGGUUCUUUUUUGCUCGUAUAUCCAUCUCUCUGUUCGGUAUUAAAUUAUUCUAGAGCUUUUUGUACAUGACGGCACAAUGUAAUCAGAGUGUAACUACGGUUCUGUCAAGCGGGGCGGUAUAUUGAAUUUAAAUGUUUUGUUGUUGACGUACUCUUAUUGUUGAAAUGUUUUCUUUUUUAAACGUGAACUAAAUAGGCCACAUUUGUUUCCUCCAAAGAGGAAGCUUUCCACUCGAUCUGCUGUAUAUCAUCACCCUGAAGAAGAAGAAGAAGAAGAAGUUUCUGCUCAUGAAAAUGUUGGUCGACGUGUUUUUUGAAGUGCAUGUUUCCUAGAUUUGCUUUUUCUUUUUUUGCCUCUUUUAUUUCAUCUUUUCUAUUGUACAUAUUCUUCUCUGUAGAUCUGUGCCUCAUUUACAACUUUGGUGAAUUUUGAUGUUUAAACUUAUCAGCGAAUUAAAGUGAUGCCCAGGCUUG
This is a messenger RNA of Stegastes partitus (bicolor damselfish), 3777 nucleotides long. RefSeq names its product prospero homeobox protein 1-like. The record is from RefSeq and is a predicted model, not a curated record. Gene Ontology annotation, cellular component: nucleus. The transcript has 5 exons. The coding region runs from base 1 to 2367 and encodes 788 amino acids. Gene Ontology annotation, molecular function: DNA-binding transcription factor activity, RNA polymerase II-specific; RNA polymerase II cis-regulatory region sequence-specific DNA binding. Lineage: Eukaryota; Metazoa; Chordata; Actinopteri; Pomacentridae. Gene Ontology annotation, biological process: regulation of transcription by RNA polymerase II.